Molecule: messenger RNA, 2213 nt
Organism: Corapipo altera (White-ruffed manakin)
Lineage: Eukaryota; Metazoa; Chordata; Aves; Passeriformes; Pipridae
Gene: GLIPR2
Product: GLI pathogenesis related 2
Exons: 5
Coding region: 308-772 (154 amino acids)
Cellular component (GO): extracellular region
Source: RefSeq, a predicted model, not a curated record
CAUAUGGUGUUUUGGAGCUGCUUGGUUACUGUGGAGGAUAAAUAGCUGCUGACCCUAAACAGGAUCUUUUUAUGAAAAAAAAAAAAAAGAGUGGUGUCCCUGUGCCUUAUAAGGCAUGGGCAGGCUUAUCGCAGCGCUGAAGGAGGGGCAGUAGCGGGCUCAUGCUGCUGAGUUUUCUCCGGCAGCGGUCGCAGGCGUCUGAAGAAGUUAAACUGAAAUUGCAAACGCUUCGUCCCGGCACUUAACGGCGAAACUCAGUCAAGAGAGGAGGCGGCAGGUGAAAUUAAAAAAAACCCACCACUUGAGCAUGGGAAAAUCAGCUUCCAAACAAUUUGCUGAAGAAGUCUUGAAAGCACACAAUGACUGCAGGAAGAAACACGGAGUUCCCCCCUUAAAACUCUGCAAGAAGUUAAACAGAGGAGCCCAACAGUAUGCAGAAGAACUGGCUACCACAAGGGUCCUCAAGCACAGCUCUGAGUCUGCUAAUGGAAAAUGUGGCGAAAACCUAGCAUGGGCAUCCUAUGACCAGUCAGGAAAGGAUGUGGCUGACAGAUGGUACAGUGAAAUAAAAAAUUACAGCUUUCAAAACCCAGGGUUUUCUUCUGGGACAGGUCACUUCACAGCAAUGGUUUGGAAGAAUACAAAAAAGAUGGGAGUCGGAAAAGCAUCUGCUAGUGAUGGCUCAACGUUUGUGGUGGCUAGAUAUGAUCCAGCUGGCAAUGUAGUAAAUCCAGGCUAUUAUGAAGAAAAUGUCCUUCCUCCAAGAAAAUAACUUUUUUUUUUAAGGUCAUCUUAUUGCUUAAUGACAAGUGAACCUGGAUUUGGACCUAACAGUGUUUGAAAUGAAGCACUAUUCGAUGAAAUUUCCUGUUUGAUACUGCUGUUCACUUCUCAUUACAGAGGAAGCAAUUACAUGUUGCUUGAGUCAAUGUGCACAUUAAGUCCCUAUUGCUUCUGAGGGGGCCUCAGUUUAUUUGAUGAUGAAGUAUAUGCAUCAUUUCUGAAGGGUAAAAUUUAUGGUGGUUUUUUUUUAAAUAGUUUGCAUGAACUCCAUGUCAGCAUGUGAGUAGGCACAUGUUGGAUGUCUUUAUUUUUUUUAAACAAGCAAAUUUAUAGCCUUCUGUAUACUGAAGAUACCAGCUUGUAAUUAUAUGAUUACUCUCAAUAUUUAUGAAUUAUAUGAAUACUCUCAGUUUUCCAGUAUUUUUUUAAUAACUGUAACUUCUUUCCUCUGUCUUUACCUCCUGCUACUAUGGGACCUUUUCGCUGCAGAUGGAACAUAUGCAGACUUCCUGUAUGAAAGGCAUACGUGUAAAAUGUAGUGGCAUUCAGACCUGUGUGUUUUGAUUAAGAGGAUCUCACAGAACACUAAAAGGUUGCUGAGAAAUUUUAUCCGUCAAGCAAACCAUAAUUAAUGCAUGAACUGAAAUCGACCAAAAUUGUUUAAAUCCCAUUUUAGGUGCUAAUAUAUAAAAUAUGUUUGAGAUGAGUGUACUUCAGAUUCAAAGUCCACCUUACAGUUUACAGUAUGUACCUUGUCUUAUAAUCAAAUUGUUUACUUCUGUUACAGAAAAGUAAGAUUCUACUUUUUGAUAUUUACACCAAAAAAAAAGUUUCUUUGACAGUGCACUUUGGAUUUUAUUUCUCAGUAACUUAUUUUUAUUUCCUAAGGAACAUUUUUCACAGGUGUCGUGCUUUACAGAAUAACAUUCUCAGAUCAUCUCGUCUCCUUUAAUAAUGUCACAGUAGGAGGUAUUCACAUGGUUAUAAUUAAGAGAUGUUUGCUCUUUGUGCAUAUCAUUCAAUAAUAGCGAUAUUUCACAUGCUGGAUUGAUGCUAUGAAAAAAAUGAAGACUUAAUUUCCUUAAAAACAAGCCAAGCAAAAAUGCUGAGGAUACUAUUUUCUCUGAUGAAAUGUGGAUUGGGCCGUUUUGGCCAGGUUCAUACACACCGCUUCAAUUUGUUGUUUGUUUUUUUCUCUUCAAGUGUUUCUUUUGACUUUUGCUAAGAUUCUGUAUGCCAUAAUUUGGUUCAUGAAGAGUGCCAUUACAGAAAUACUUCUUUUUGUUUACACAGUUAUAAUAAACUGCACUGUUAUGGCUUGAUUAUAUGUCACUGUGAUGCUGUUUGUUACAAUUUUUUGUUGUAACCAAGAAUUUAAUACAUACCAUGAACAACUGAAAAAUAAAUAUUUUUGCAUAUGAACUACUCAA